Messenger RNA from Astrephomene gubernaculifera, 4345 nucleotides. The record is from the annotation of a GenBank genome assembly. Lineage: Eukaryota; Viridiplantae; Chlorophyta; Chlorophyceae; Chlamydomonadales; Astrephomenaceae.
UAAACAACCCAUUAUCCGCGUUGUCUCUUUUAGGUAUACUUGCUUACCAAGACUUCCUCCUUUACCCAUCCUGCGCUUCACGACUAGUACCACUAGCUUGACAUGCAAGUGGAAUAAAGUCACCACCAGCUUAGAAAUCGUGUAUCCGGUCGCCAUGCUUGCUGAUAUGCUUCCCCGGCGGGCAGCACAGGCAUGCAGUCGGGGAAGCCAAGGCCUAUGCCCUACUUUUAGGCAGAUGAUCAGCGGCCGACAAUGGGCGCUGCCCUGUGCACAUGCGUGGGCCACUGUCGCCGCGUCUCGACGUCGGCGAGGAAGUUUGUGCGUGGCAGGAGUUGGGGCUGCAGACCACGGGGUUUUGCGCGCGGAAAACAUGAGCGAGGACUCCCCGGAGCUUGCGGCGACGAAGAAGAACCUCAGCGAGGCGCUGGCAAAGGUCGAAGCACUCUCGCAGCAAGUCUCAAUCGUGGAGGAGCUUCAAACCCAAAUGGCGGAGCAGGACGAGGUAAUAACGGAGCUUCAGCAACUCAUCGAGAGCGAUAAGCAGAAACAGGACGCCGAGCGGCAAUCCCUCACCACCCAGCUGUCAGACCUCCAAAACCAACUCCUUUCUACCAGCGCGGAUCUAGACGCAGCACAACGCAAACUCAACGCCCUGCCCGACAUCCAGCAGCUUCAGCAGCAGGUGGCGCGGCUAAGCGAAGCAGAAGCGCAGCUGCAGGCGGCUCGCUCUCAGCUGGCGCGGCUGGCAGAGCUAGAGGAGUUGCAGCAGGAGCGGCAGCGGCUGCAGGAGCAGCUGGAGGAGCAGGAGCGCCGGAGCGCCCAGCUGUUGGGGGAGCUGGGGGCGGCGAGGGCGCAGGUUGCGGAGGCGCAGGCAGCGGCGGCAGCGGCCCGGGCGGAGGCGCAGGAGGCCCAGGCGGCUCUGUCCCGCAAGGUGGACGAGCUAGCCGCCAUUGAGGCUGACGUGGAGGCCAUGCGGAAGACCAUGAGCAAGGGCGGCAAGCGGGGCCGGCAGCCCAAGGUGCCGCCUGCGAAGGGCGCAGCCAAGGGCUUUGGCACGCCGGCUGCGACUGGGGCGGGGGCGGGUGCGACAGCAGCGUCCGCAGCGACUCCUCAGCCCGUGGCGGCUGCUGCGGGUGCCGGAUCGGAGAACCACCUGAGACAGGAACUCAAGCAGGCGCAGAGCGAGCUGGAGCAGCUGCAGGUGUCGCUGGAUGAGCGCGAGGGGCAGCUGCAGGCGGCUCAGAGCGCUGUGGAGUUCCUUACCAGUCAGUGCAAGGAGCAGGAGCUGCAGCUCUCCUCCCUGCGCGCCCAGCUGGACUCCCUGCACUCCGACCUGCAGACGCGGGUGGCCAGCGAGGCGGCGCUAGAGCAGCACGUGGCGGCGCUGGGGCGGCAGCUGAGGCAGGAGCAGGAGGAGCGGGCGGAGCAGGUGGCGGCGCUGCAGCAGGAGCUGGAGUCCCAGUCCCAGGAGCGGUCCUCCCUGGCUGCGCAGCGUCAGGAGCUGCUGUCCCAGGUGGAAGGGCUGCGGUCCUCCCUGGACGCGGUGGAGCAGCGGCGGGCGGUGCAGGACGAGGCGGCGGCGGAGCUGGAUGUGUCGCUGCAGGAGCUGAGGGCGGAGGUUGAGGCUGCUCAGCACCUGCAGGUGGACCUAGCGGUGCUGGCGGAGGCCUACCACGCGCGCGAGGAGGAGCUGGCGGUGACCCGCGGGUCACUGCAGCAGGCGGAGGGGCGCGAGCAGGCGCUGCGGGAGCAGCUGGCGGCGGCGGAGGGGGGGCUUGGGGAGUUCAAGGACAUGCUCCGCGAGCUGCAGGCGACCAAUGAGGAGCUGGAGGGCCGCUUCGUGGCGCUCGCAGCGGAGCGGGGGCAGCAGGCGGCGGCGGAGGAGCGGGCGGUGGCGGCGGAGGGGGCGGCGGCGGCGCUGAGGCAGCAGCUGGAGGCAACCAACCGGGCCCUCUCUGAGGCCUCCCAGGCCCUCUCCGCGGCUCGUUCCGCGGAGGCCAGCCAUCGCAGCGCCGCGCAGUCCCUGAGCGAGCGACUGGCGGGGGAGCAGGCGGCGGCGCUGCGGCAGGGGCGGGAGGUGGAGGCGCUGAGGGGGCAGGUGGCGCUGCUCAGCGAGCAGGUAUCCCUGCUCUCCGCCUCCGAGGGCACCGUAGCCGAGCUGCGGGGGGCGCUCAGCCGCUCUCAGACGGAGCUGGCGUCGGCUCGCAGCGCGGCGUCGCAGGCGGCGGCAGCGGCGGCGGAGGCGCAGAGCAUGGACGCCGAGCGCCUACAGCGCGAGCUGGCCUUCGCCUCCGCAGCCCUAGCAGAGCGAGAGUCCGCCCUUGCCCUCACCCGCCGAGCAGCCGAAGCCACCGAAGCCGAGCUACGCGCCGCAAAGCGGCAGGCGGAGGCAGCGGCGGCGGAGGCAGCCGCCUUGCGAUCCCAGGUCACGGCCCUCAGCGGUGAACUCGCCACUGUACGACAAGAGCAGGAACGACAGGAGCGCGAGCGUCGUACGGCAGAUGCGGAGCGGGCUGAGAGGGAGCGACAGCAGGAGGCGGCGUUUGAGGCGUUGAGGGUGUUGCAGCAAGAGCUGGCGGCGGAGGCGGUGGCGACGUUGGAGCUGCUGAGUAAGGCGGAGGGACUGGUGACGGCAGCGGCUGCGGCGGGAGAGGCGGGGCAGGGAGCGGUGGUGGUGGCGGCGGGAGGUGCGGGUGGUGAAGGGGGAGAGACGGCGCUGCAGCAAGCCCGCACUGACCUGGACGUCCAGACGGAGCUGUGGGAGGCGGAGCGGCAGCGCUCGGCCGCCCUGGAGCGGGAGGUGGCCGCCCUGUCCUCGCAACUGCGGGAGGCGGUGCUGGGCAGGCCGGUAAUGACAGCAGGGGGAGCAGGAGAAGGAGGAGCUGCGGGUGCUUUGAUGCAGGAGGAGCAGCAGCAGCAUGUGCCAACCAGUGGGCCGGCGGCAGCACCAGCAGCAGCAGCAGCAGCUGGUGCUGCUGCGACUCCUGUGCUGCUGUCCUCAUUUGCUGCUGGCGUGGCACUGGGUGGUGCUGGUGCUGGUGUUGGUGCUCGCGGCGGUGUUGCGGGUGGCAGCGGAGGGCGGUUGGAGGCACUGGAGGCGGCCAACCUGAGGCUGCUGGAGGAGCUGGGAGGCGCGAGGGACCGGGCGCUGGCGGCGCGGGCGGAGACGGAGGCCAUGCAGACUCGGGUGCAGUUCCUGGAGCGGGAGUUGCGCUCCCGAGAUGCGCUCAUCUCCGACCUCCGCAGCGGCGGCAGCGGUGCUGCAGGUGGCGGUGCAGGCAGCGGCAGGGGGGCGGCAGCAGGGCGACAGCUGGAGACUUUGGCGGCGCAGCUGAAGGCGCUACAGGAGGAGAACACGCAACUGAAGCAAUCGGCGGCCAGGCAGCAUCAGCUGCUCAACCAGACCCGGCGCUUCUUCAAGAAGAAAAUCAUGAGCACGGUUGCUGGAAACGGUCUUGACGGUGUCGAGAGUACCAAUGGUGUCGGCAGCAGCAAUGACAACAACGGUCAUCACGCGAUGAAUGAUUUGCAGGUGGCUGCAGCGGCGGCAGCAGCAGGAGGGUUGAGGGGUGGUCGUGCUGGCAGCAACGGCACCAACAAUGGCAACGGGUAUCAGCAGUAGCGGCAGAAGGAGCGGAGGUGGAACGUUGGCUCACCAGGAGGAAGAGAUUGUCCUUGUUGGUGCUGUUUGGAUUUGGUGUAGUUUGAGUGUGAGGGCUUCUGGUUGGUGGAAUAGCCAUUUCAUGGUUUGACAGCUGUGUUGAACGAUCGCGGGAUCGAAAAACGGUGUGAUGCUUGGGGGCUUGUAACGUUAAGCAGAUUUUUAACCGCCUGUAUACUACGUCAUAUGUUCUCUGGGGGUGGUAGGGGGUGUGGUCGUUUGGUCGUAGGAAGUUGUAAGGGCAACGGGUGGCGUUGUGCUGGAGGCAUCUGUAGGAGCAGUGCAGGGUGAGGGUAGCCCGGGGAGGGGUGCUGGACUGCUUGGGGGCCCUGCGAUUUACUAUUUGCUACCGGUAUUUGUUAGUGUCGGUACUUUAUGGGUUACUAGAGGUCCUGUCAGUUUGUCACUGUAGCUGUGGUCUUUGUUUCGUGAUGCUUUUGACGAGUUUUGAGUGGUCUGAGCAGCUCUGGUGCGCGUUUGGGGGACUCAGCUGAUGCACCCCUGAAGUAGGGGACAUCCGACCAUCCCAUCCUGCAUCAUGUUUUUGUUGCAAUAAAACCCUGCAGUUCAUCUUGUUCCAUUCCAUGCGGUCUGGAAUGCCACCGGGCACGUCCUGCCUCAAUGGUUGUAACCUUGUAAUCGCAGAACGUAACAUGAGAUCCGCCUGUGGUGCAGCGCGCGAGG